This is a messenger RNA of Vitis riparia (riverbank grape), 5186 nucleotides long. RefSeq lists its product as uncharacterized. The record is from RefSeq and is a predicted model, not a curated record. The transcript has 2 exons. Lineage: Eukaryota; Viridiplantae; Streptophyta; Magnoliopsida; Vitales; Vitaceae. Bases 3477 to 4625 code for a protein of 382 amino acids.
AGUACUUAUGAACAUUUUCCUCGUUGAAAAGAUCCCAUUUUCAUUCAAAUUUCUUGAGUAUGUUUCACUAAAUUCCCCAAUCAAUCUUUUAAAGCACAAAGGAAGAAGAAAAUUCAAAUCUUCCAAUUGUUUAAGACUCAUUGGUGACUAAUUGGCUGAAGACAUUAUAUCAUAUUCUUCAUCAAAGGUGGUAUCUCUUUGAGAUUUCAACGAUUGUAUAUUAGUGCAUUAGUUAUUCAUGCUUUGGAGCAUUUUGCGGGGCUUGGUUUGUAGUUUUCUGUGAAGUUAAAAAAAGGUUUCAUAUUUGUCAAGUGCUAACACUUAUCAUUCUCAUAAAGAUCCAGAAGCACCUGGUAGGAGAUUUUCAAGUUUCUUCUCUGGGUAAGUACAAACAUAGUUGAAUGGUGUUUUGUUAAUUUUAACUUUCUUUCUCUGUUUUUUUGAUAAAAUUGUAGUUUAAUGAAGACAAACGCAUAUAAAUAAUAUUUGUAUCUUCAUCAAAUGGUAGUAAUUUGGCAGUUCACACUCUUUUUUCUGCUAUUCAAUUUAAUAUUUAGAUUUUGUCUUAUUUUGAUAUUCCAUCAUGAAGUUCUAGAAUUUAUCUUUAACUGGAAAGUGAUAGUGAGGUAGAUGGAUGGAUAUCAUAUGGUUAUCAAAUGUACUGCCACUGGAUCAGUUGGCUUUCUACAGAUUUUUGGAAAGAUUACAUUUUGACUUAUCCAUUCUAUAUAUCGUUUGGGAUUAGAUGGAAUUAAAUUAGAUUGGUGUUGUAAAACUUUCCAGAAUGGAUAUUAGUUAGAUGUAAACUUCAUUAAGGUUCCUUUGUGAAUACUGGUCUACUAUAACAUGCUGGAUACUACUGCCACAAUAAUCUCAACACUAGAGAGUGCUUCAUGAUAUGCAACUUAUGCUCUUUCCCUCCAGAUCAGUUGAUAUUUGAUAAAUAACUUAAACUCUUCGCAAUCCAACUAAAGCUUUCCCCAGCUUUGUUUUGACUUCUGUACUCUAAAGGAUUAACCAAAGAUUAUACACAGGUAAUCUUAACAUAAAUAUUUCUCUAAAUUCCAUGCAAUGAAAUAAUAGUUCAUGAGGCAGAAGAAAUGAACUUUUUUGCGAUUAUUGUAAGCCAUGGCAAGUCAUGGCCCUUUUGCAACAUGAUGUAAUGCUGCUUAUUGUUUAGUUAUGUUAUCCUCUAGUAAUUUUAGAUGAUAAAAGUGAUCAUCUAUGUAGGCUUUAGCACAUGGGCAGCAUUUGAGGUUUGCAAAGGCAGAUCUUACAUAAAAAAGGAAAGAGAAGAGAAUGCAUGCACCAUGCAAAGACUACAAGUGCAUAAGAGAGUAUAAUUAUUUUUUAAUUUGGCAUGAAGUAAAGUAGGAUUCGCCUGCAAUUCUUGUAUGGGCAUGUUUAUUAGUCUACUCGUGAUGCAGGAUGAGGGUAAGAAUCCCUCAUACUGUAGAAAAAGGGUCCAAAAAUAAUAAUCCAGCAAUCUUAGACAAAAUAGUAGUCUAGAUCAUUGAUGGUCCUAUGGUUUGUUAAAUCGGAAAAUAAUUCAAGGAUUUAUGGAUGGAAUAUGGGUAGAGCAAGCUUCUCAUAAGCUAUUCUUAGGGAAUCCAAACACUCUGAUACUUUCAAGUUUUAAACUUGAUGUAUCAGCAUAAAAUGUUACUGAUUUAUGCUUUGAGAGACUAAAUCUCCUUUUAAUUGGAUUCCAAUGGCUUGAAAACCCUAGUAGUUGGCAAACAUAGAUGUUCCUCUUAGUUUCCUACCAAAAGCUAAUUCAGAAGCACUUCUUUCGAUUGACUCAGCUAUUGAUGUAGAUGUUGGCUACUCACAGACAUGCUCAUAUCAUACAGAAUUUAUUGAAAAGCUAGAUGUUGGAUGUGCAGAUUUAGGAAACUAAGGUUCAGUGGGACACUCUUCCUGAGCAAAUAUUGCACCUUAGGUUAGAAUAAUAAAAUGGAGAGCUAUUGCUAUUGAUUGAGGGACUAUGAAAUCUGUUGCAUGUGGUCAUAUCAAUCCUGGAUUCCAGUGGUUUUAUUUUUGUGAAUUAUCAUGGGGAUCUGGUAAAAUUGUUUUAAGUUAGAUCUGAUUUAAUUAGAUUGCACUCCUGAAUUGAGAAGAUGUUCCUUGAUCAUCUGGUGUGAUAUUGUGUUCUUUCCUCCUUCCUCAUCCUUCUACCUUCUUUAUCAUUCUUGUUUUUCUGUCUUCAACUAUUUAGUCAACAUAGAGAUGGCUAUGGUUUUAACCCCCUUCUUAGACCUCUAUAAGAUGGCUUCUAUCCUCUUUAAUCAUUUUAUAUUUUGUCUUCUUACUUGUGAUGAUCAGCUUGUUGAAGUGUAUAGCCAUCGUAAGGCAUAUAAUUCUUGUCAAAUGUUCAUCUCCUUAACCAGAGGAGCAUUCAAUACACCUCAUAUUUGUAAUUAAUGACGUAGUGGUAGAGUUGGAGUAACAGUAUCCUCUUCAGUUCCCCCUAACCUAGUUGAGUGAAAUAUUUGUUUUUCUCCUUGGACUACAGAAUGAUGCUCUUGGAUCCUAGGUUCAUCUCUUAAUAGGUUGUGGCUCUCAUUGGUUUUCACUGGUUAAAUUUUCAUAAGUUUCCUUCUUUUAUUUUUUGUGAUUUUUUGGUCGGAUUAGGAUCUAAUUUUGCCCCAGUGCCCAGACUGUAUUUUUAUAUUGAUUUUAGGCUAGAAAACAUUUUCUAGUUUUAAAUUUACUUUGAAUUUUUUUCUUAAUAUGUGGUUCCAUUAGAAAUUUUUUUGUGCAUGUCAAUAGUGUGUGUUUUAAAUUCCAAGCAUAGGGAUAAUAAGGUUGAAAGUCAUGGUUGUGAAAGAGGAGCCUAUCAAAUGGUCUGAGUAUUGUUCUGCUGGAUUAUGAUGAAUUUGAAUGAUAAUGGUUUUUUCCCUUCUGUGGACAGGUGGACGUAGUCUAGGUAAGUCCGGUUUUUAUUUUUUUCAUAGUUAGUAUUGAGUACAUGACUAGGUUGGUUUAUUUAUUUUUUUAUUAGACUAGGUGGGUUUAUGUUUUGGUGGUUUAAUUGCUGCUAAAUCAUUGGACUAUGAUUAACAGAGGCAAGAUUACUAAAAAUUUUGAGAGUGAAAAAAAAGAAGAAAAUAUUAAAAAGUUGAGAGAAAUAAGAGUAGGUUGGGGAAUGAAGCUCUCUGUUCUUCCUCUCAACAGAUAAAUAAAAUUAGGUUAAGGAUAUCUGGAAUUAUUUCCUAUUAUUUUAAUUCAGUAGCUUGAUCUACUCUCCCACCUUAUCUGUUUAUUAUACAAAUCCAAGUGAGUUGUUCAGCAUACUGUUUACUUGAUUGGAAAACAUGGUUUUAUAGUAAGAAUUCACCCUUUUAGUUCAAAUGGUAGUGUCUCAACCUUUUCUCAUAAUGUUGUGACUGACACUAAUCUAUUUUGCACUAUUUUUUAAUAGAACUGGUGUUCUAAUCAAUUCAAUUUGAGUAACUUACUACAGUGCAUGAAAGAUGGCUGGUAAGAAACAAAGCAUGUCCACAGAUGCUGAUAUCCAUGCCCUGCCCAAGGAAUGGGAUGAUGUUUCCUGCCCUAUAUGUAUGGACCAUCCACAUAACGCUGUUCUCCUCCUGUGCAGCUCACAUGAGAUGGGUUGCAGAUCUUACAUCUGUGAUACAAGUUACAGGCAUGCAAAUUGCUUGGAUCGAUUUAAAAGAUUAGGUGCCAAUCUUCCAAACACCUCUUUGCAACCUAGUUCUUCAACCACAAACCAAUCUUAUUCUAGCAAUGCUUCCAUUGUAAACUUGGGCUUGAGAUUGGGAAUUGACUCGACAGAAGCUCAUGGAAAUGGAAACCCAAAUGAAGGCAAUGGUUUGCUGUCAGUUAGAAUUCCUAGAAGAUCUGGUGAAAAUAACAUCCAGGAUACAGAUGGGUAUUCAGCAAUCCAAAGGGGAGGCAUUUUUGAAACUGGGAAUGCUGAAUCCUUGGUGGAAGGGGUUGAACCUGAAGAGUUGAAUGCAGAGAAUUCGUCAGAGUUGAGUCUGAGCCUGACAUGUCCCUUGUGCCGAGGAGCUGUUUUAGGCUGGAAAGUUGUAGAAGAAGCCAGAGAAUCUCUCAACCUGAAGCCACGAAGUUGCUCACGAGAAUCAUGCUCGUUCUCUGGUAACUACCGUGAGUUACGUCGGCAUGCCAGAAGAGUUCACCCAACAACCCGUCCUGCUGAUAUUGACCCUUCAAGAGAGCGAUCCUGGCGACAUCUUGAGCACCAAAGGGAACAUGGUGACAUUAUCAGUGCCAUCCGCUCUGCUAUGCCAGGUGCAAUUGUGCUUGGGGACUAUGCUAUUGAGAGUGAGGAUAUGCUAGCUGGUGGGAGGGAAAGCGGCAAUGAAGAAGGUAAUGGGCCAUGGUGGACUACUUUCUUUUGGUUUCAGAUGAUUGGCUCAAUUAAUUCAGCUGCUGAGCCAAGGAGUCGAUCAAGGGCUUUGACAAGGCGUAGGCAGUCAGCAAGAGCAGCUCUAACACGGCGUCGGUUCCUUUGGGGGGAGAAUUUGUUGGGUCUGCAAGAUGAUGACGAUGUUGAUGAUGUGGGUGAAGAUGCCUCUCCUGUCCCAAGAAGGCGUCGACGUUUGAUGCGGUCAGAAUCCAACGAAGAUCAAUCAUGAGAGGUGUCCCCAUAUUCUGGAACUUUAUACAAUUCAUGAACAUGAAUUUACUGCAGGAAUUGCUUUUUUGGUCUUCAGCUGACCCAAUUGGUGUUUUUACCAUUAAUGUUCCAGUAAUGUGCAGAUUGCCUCCUAAUAAGGACUCUUUCUACUGAUUAAGAACCCACCCAUCAGCCUGGAGCAACUGAAGGAGCACAAGAAAGUUGUGUGGGGAUGAGUAAAUUUGGAUGCAAUUCAUGGUUUUCUUCACACAAAAAGGAAAGCAAAGAACACAGAAAAAUAUGCUUUGGUUUCAGAAUGAUUCUGAUUAGCUUUCAGAUUCUUAGUUCUAGAAACACAUAAAUUUCAUCUGCGACCAAAUUGAAUUUCUUCCUUGUGUUUCUGUUGUUGCUGUAUGGUGUACUGAAUCAUGUUACUGCUUAUAUCUGUCUUUAUCUUUAUUAUUUUAUAUAAAAGUAAUUGGAAUGUAAUUACUUGAAAAUGCAAAAUAUACUGAUGUAAAUGCUGUUGGUUUUCUGAAACCAUGGAAUUUAUUUAGAAACUGAUGUCUUGGUUGUGUAU